CUGCAGCUGCUAAUAUACAUGUCUGACCCCACAGGUACCUCUGGUUCAGAUGCUGAACAUAAGCUCUUCUCUGUGAUAUUCUCUAACUACAAUCAAUACAUCCGGCCAGUGGAGAAUGUGUCUGACCCUGUCAUCGUGCAGUUUGAAGUGUCCAUGUCACAGCUGGUCAAAGUGGAUGAGGUGAAUCAGAUCAUGGAGACAAAUCUUUGGCUGAGACAUAUAUGGAAUGACUACAAACUUCGAUGGAAUCCGAAAGAAUUUGGAGGCGUAGAAUUCAUCAGAGUUCCUUCCAACCGGAUUUGGAAACCUGACAUAGUCCUUUACAACAAUGCAGUGGGAGAUUUUCAGGUCGAUGACAAAACCAAAGCUCUACUCCGCUACAACGGUGAUGUAACUUGGAUCCCACCGGCCAUUUUUAAAAGCUCCUGUAAGAUUGAUGUCACUUACUUCCCCUUUGACUACCAAAAUUGCACCAUGAAGUUUGGCUCAUGGACUUACGACAAAGCCAAGAUAGACCUGGUUCUCAUUGGAUCCACUAUUAACCUCAAAGACUUCUGGGAAAGUGGGGAGUGGAUGAUCAUCGAUGCUCCUGGCUACAAACAUGAUAUCAAGUACAACUGUUGUGAAGAAAUAUACACGGACAUUACUUAUUCCUUAUACAUUCGGCGACUUCCUCUUUUUUAUACUAUCAACAUGAUCAUCCCAUGUCUCCUAAUAUCCUUCCUAACUGUCCUGGUUUUCUACUUACCAUCCGACUGUGGAGAAAAGGUAACUCUAUGCAUUUCGGUGCUUUUGUCACUAACUGUCUUCCUAUUGGUUAUAACUGAAACUAUCCCUUCAACUUCUUUAGUCAUUCCUUUGAUUGGUGAAUACCUCCUUUUCACCAUGAUCUUUGUCACGCUUUCCAUUGUAAUAACAGUUUUUGUCCUAAACGUCCACUACCGCACACCCAAAACUCAUACAAUGCCACGAUGGGUUCGGACAGUCUUUCUGAGUCUUCUACCCAAGAUUAUGUUUAUGACCAGACCGGAGAGAGAUCCAGAUGGGGUGACAAUAUCCAGUGAUAAUAUUCAGCAUACAAAAUCGUGUGCCAUUCAUUCGGCUGCUACAUUGCAAAAAAAACAUAAACCACAAGCUCUAGUGUGCAGCGUUGUGUCCAGCCUUGCGAACCGGCAAAGACUCCUCAACAACACAGAGUUAUCCAAUUUGAACAACCUCAACGGACCUCCAGGCAAAAGUACAGCCACUGGGAUGCUGUGUUGUGAGGACAGGUGUAACCCUUGUUGGCAUCAGAGGUCAAGCAAACUACCAGUGGACUCUGGAGGUGGGAGCGCCGGACUGGGCAGCCUGGGGGCACUGACCGGAGGGGGUGGGCCUUCCGGGACCACAGCAGGAAGUCAGUGUUCCAGCUCGGAAUCUCUGGAUGGGGGUCUGAUGUCUCUAUUGCCAAUCUCUCCAGAGGUCAGAGAGGCCAUUGAAAGCGUCAAAUACAUAGCGGAGAAUAUGAGGUUACAGAAUGAAGCAAAGGAGGUUCAAGAUGACUGGAAAUAUGUUGCCAUGGUUAUCGACAGGAUCUUCUUGUGGGUUUUCGUUCUUGUGUGCAUUCUGGGAACAGCUGGCCUCUUCCUACAGCCCCUGCUGCUGGGAGAGGAUAUUUAA
This is a messenger RNA of Boleophthalmus pectinirostris (great blue-spotted mudskipper), 1659 nucleotides long. RefSeq names its product cholinergic receptor, nicotinic, alpha 3 (gene chrna3). The transcript is spliced from 5 exons. The coding region runs from base 19 to 1659 and encodes 546 amino acids. Gene Ontology annotation, cellular component: synapse; postsynaptic membrane; neuron projection. The record is from RefSeq and is a predicted model, not a curated record. NCBI's taxonomy places the organism in Eukaryota, Metazoa, Chordata, Actinopteri, Gobiiformes, Gobiidae. Gene Ontology annotation, biological process: signal transduction; nervous system process; monoatomic ion transmembrane transport. Gene Ontology annotation, molecular function: acetylcholine-gated monoatomic cation-selective channel activity; transmembrane signaling receptor activity.